Messenger RNA from Dipodomys spectabilis (banner-tailed kangaroo rat), 933 nucleotides. Its product is annotated as olfactory receptor 5AC1-like. Gene Ontology annotation, cellular component: membrane. Bases 10 to 933 code for a protein of 307 amino acids. NCBI's taxonomy places the organism in Eukaryota, Metazoa, Chordata, Mammalia, Rodentia, Heteromyidae. The transcript has a single exon. Gene Ontology annotation, biological process: G protein-coupled receptor signaling pathway; sensory perception of smell. Gene Ontology annotation, molecular function: olfactory receptor activity; odorant binding; G protein-coupled receptor activity. The record is from RefSeq and is a predicted model, not a curated record.
AGUUCCGAUAUGGUUGAAGAAAAUCUAACGCUGGUGACUGAGUUCAUCCUCACAGGACUCACAGACCAGCCUAGGCUGCAGGCGCUCCUCUUCUUGGUGUUUCUACUCAUCUACCUCAUCACCAUGGUUGGUAAUGUGGGGCUCAUUGCUCUCAUCUGGAAGGACCCCCAUCUUCACACCCCCAUGUACUUAUUCCUCAGCAGCUUGGCCUUGGCAGAUGCGUGUACUUCUUCCUCCGUGACCCCUAAGAUGCUCAUGAAUUUUUUGUCUAAGAAUCAUAAGAUAUCGCUGUCUGAAUGCUUCAUCCAAUUUUACCUUUUUGGUUCCAGUGCGACCACAGAAUGCUUCCUCCUGUCAGUCAUGGCCUAUGACCGCUAUGUGGCCAUAUGUAAUCCUUUGCUUUACCCAGUGCUGAUGUCCAACAGACACUGUGCUCAAUUUAUAUAUUUUUCAUAUUUUGUUGGUUUUGUACAUUCAGCAAUUCAUGUAUGUUUGCUGACUAGAUUAGCCUUCUGCAAGUCCAAUAUCAUCCAUUAUUUCUACUGUGAAAUUUUACAAUUGCUCAAAAUUUCCUGCACAGAUCCUACCAUUAACAUGGUUAUGAUCUUAAUCUUUUCUGCCUUUAUACAAGUCUUUACCUUUCUGACAGUCAUUGUCUCAUACUCUUAUGUCCUCUUUGCUGUCCUGAGAAAGAAGUCUGAGAAGGGCAGAAGCAAAGCCCUAUCUACGUGCGGUGCCCACCUGCUCUCUCUAGCUUUGUUCUACGGCACUCUCUUCCUCAUGUAUGUGCGCCCAGGGUCUGUGCCAACAGAAGAGCAGGACAAAAUGUAUUCUUUGUUCUAUACCAUAAUAAUUCCCCUGCUAAAUCCCUUCAUAUACAGCCUGAGGAACAAAGAGGUUGUAGGUGCCUCAAGAAGAAUUAUGAACAAAUAA